Molecule: messenger RNA, 3101 nt
Organism: Puccinia graminis f. sp. tritici CRL 75-36-700-3
Lineage: Eukaryota; Fungi; Basidiomycota; Pucciniomycetes; Pucciniales; Pucciniaceae
Exons: 16
Coding region: 185-2689 (834 amino acids)
Molecular function (GO): lipid binding
Source: RefSeq, a predicted model, not a curated record
CCACUCACUCGCCAACACAUCUCCAUCAAGCUUUCUGGCCUGAUACACACAUAAUACUUACCUCCGGUGUAGCCUUCAUCCUCUCUUACUCGACUUCGCUCUUAUAUUCGAUCGCAAACACGAGAUCGAUCUCACUCUGAUCUGAUCGUCAGGUCUUUCAUUCGCCCCACUUUCCAACCUCAAGAUGUCCACCGCUCCGUCUACAGUCAAGGAAGUCGGUGAAAAUCCUAGUGCCAAUGCCGUUACACAGCCAACUGACCGGGAACUCAAGUCCAAAGAUGAAGAGCGAAAGAUGCGCUUCUAUGGGAUCAUCCAGGCUUUCCGAUUAGGGAAAUAUCCGUCGAAUGCCCAAGUGGACGAAUCGUUAACUUAUGCUAUCAAUAACUCGCCCAUUGAUGAUAGCAAAUUAAGUUCAGAUGGAAAGCAACUCGUUCAAGACUUUCGUGACAUCAUCGAAACCUUCAGAGUGAUAGUCAAAAAGAAAAAUGCAGAUGAAUUGAUGCAGAAUUUCUUGUUUCACACUAAACAUGUGGAUGCAGACGCUCAUAUUCAAAAGCUCAAAGGCGCCGCUGGAGUCGCACCCAGUAAAGAUGAGGCCAAAAACGAUGGCCAAGCUGCUGCUCAACACCUCCGCACCCUCGCCAAGCUGAUUUACACUUCUUCUGAGACUCGAAAACUGUUGAAAGAUAUUGGUGUCUUGGCACGCGAUGUGGUCGCGGAUGCGGCCGUCAAAGUGGCUGACACAACGCGACCAUCGGAAGAGGCCCUUAAGAAAGUUGACGAGGCUGCUCCUGCGAACGAAUGGGUAGGACCUGAUGGAGAAAAACGUACAGCUCACGAGAAAGCCCCUUCGACAGGCUUGCAUGAGAAGGCAGUCGAUCUUCAACAAAUGGCAGGAAAAGCUCAGGAUUAUCUCGCCCAAGGACAGUCAGAACUUGCGGAUACCGCCAACACAGCCCAAUCACAUGCAGAAGAUGCUGCUAAGAAGGUCCAAUCAUCCGCCGAGAGCAAGGAUCAUCUCGAUGAUCGUCAGCAGGCUAAGGAGACCGCAGGAGAAGCUGGCCAAGUCGCGUCUGAUAAAGCCAAUGUUGCAGCUAGUGUGGCAUCAGAAAAGAAAAACCGCUUGAAAGAAGCAUACGGCAAUGCCAUUGCCAAAAUUCCUGAAGAACACAAGGAGAAAGCUCGGCAAGCGCGAGAAGACACCAAGGUUUACAUACAAGAUAAAUUUCCAAAAGAAAGGCGUGAAAGGUUCAUCUACCGAUUGAAGAAAGUGAUUGUUGAACAACAGCGUCACAGAGAUUAUCAAGAAGCCAUUGACUUUUUCCUAGGUUUAGCUGAGUCCUACAAGGGCCACGCCCAAGGCAUAACCUCCCACGCGGCCAAUAAAAGCGGAGACGUACUCAAUGAUCCCACAUUCAAAGAAGCUCAACGCGAAAUGCGAACUCUGCUGGAGCGUUUUGCCAAUGGAUCUUCGAUGAAACCCAUCUUCGAUGCGAUCAACGAGAUUUAUCUGGCAGCUCAGAACGACCCCGAGUUGGAGCAUUGGUUUAAAACGCUGGAUAAGUACGUUCGAAGGUGUCUGCAAGAGCCAGGUUACGUGAUGAAAGAGUCUUGUGACCAAGCCGGAAGGGAGAUCAACGAAUCCGGCAAGAAAUUCUGGAAUCACAAAUACGCGAACCAUCGCCAAACUUUGUUUGAUGAAAUUGAAAAAUUCUUCACCAGUUACGCCGAAGACCCGCUCAAUAUUCGUUUUGGACAAAAUUGGAAGAAGCUAACAAAAGAUUUGUUCUUGAACUCCGAGGGGAAUCUAAAAUUGAAGACACAACUUUGGGAAGAUAUCACCACAGUCAUUUUGCCAGGGCUGCUGAGGCACAUAGGUUACAUUCCUAUCCCACGUAUCGAGUAUACCGACUCACAAUUGGACUUGGUCAUUGAAAAUCUUACCCUGGAGGGUCAAAAUCUUCUUCCCAACUCAGUCGAACUUGAAAUGCGCAAUUACUUCAAACUUUCUGCUUAUGAGAAGAUCCCUAAUUCUAACAGGCACUCGUUUUGGAUUAGCUUUAGUCAGGUGCAAGCCGAUCUGCGUGAUGUUGCAUUUUAUGUUCACAAGAAGAGUGGUUUCCCAAAGAUUAAGGAUUCGGGGAUGGCCGAUGUAGUGAUUUCGGGUAACGGGGUCUCUGGCAAGGUCCACAUUGAAAGUUCGGAAGCAAAGGAUCGGGUUUUUGUGGUGAAAGAUGUCAAAAUCAAAGUUGAUAAAUUGGCCUUCGGAAUCAGGGAGACCAAGCACAAUUUCCUUUACUCCACUCUCAAACCUCUUGCGCAAUCACUGGUCAAGAAACAGAUCUCCAAGGCUGUUGAGGAUGGAAUUCGUACCGGUCUUGGACAGCUAGACGCCCAGUUUGUUGAUAUUCGGGAACGACUGGAGGCUGCCGAGGGUGAUGACAAGGUCUCGAAGAUGGACGUAAUCAAGAGGACGUUUACUAAUAAGAAGGAUGAAUCUUCUAUCGUCACAAGUGAUGAUAAAUCCAAAAAAGGAACCUUCAAGAUCGUCGCCCAAAGAGAAAGCAAGAUAAUCGACUGGGCUUCUAAAAACUCAAUGGUAGAGAAGCAAGCUUUGCACCAAGAAACUGCGGCAAGCUCUGGGGCCAGUUGGAAGAGUGACGCAUUCACAAUUGUCCGUGCCAAUUGAGUAAUGAAGUUGAGGCAGUGAUCAGGCGGCGGGAAAAGCCUUCGAUGGGACUUGAGCUGUGAUCAAAUGGUGGAUGAUCGAAGGACGAGCAGCUGACCAAUAACCGAAUGUUAACCGGAAAACUGCCUGUUUCAUCUACAUUAGUCAGAACUUUAUCACAAUUCACUCGUCAAGCUUAUCAUUGUAUCUAAUUAUUUAUAUUAUCUUAUAUUAUAAGAAAUAAAAAAAGUAACACUAAUACAAAAAUCCUCGAUUAUUUUACUUUGUCGGUUCUCUUUUUUACUUCUCUGAAAUGUUGUUGUCUCUUUUUUCCCUGCCACUUUCUGAUAUGUUAUACACAUUUUGAUCACUCAUUUAUUUUGAAAGUUCGUAAUUAUCACAAUCUAAUCAUGGAUUGGAUUCUUGAACCUGG